Messenger RNA from Gossypium raimondii (Peruvian cotton), 1480 nucleotides. RefSeq names its product nuclear transcription factor Y subunit A-3. The record is from RefSeq and is a predicted model, not a curated record. The coding region runs from base 234 to 1247 and encodes 337 amino acids. NCBI's taxonomy places the organism in Eukaryota, Viridiplantae, Streptophyta, Magnoliopsida, Malvales, Malvaceae. Gene Ontology annotation, molecular function: RNA polymerase II cis-regulatory region sequence-specific DNA binding; DNA-binding transcription factor activity, RNA polymerase II-specific. Gene Ontology annotation, biological process: regulation of transcription by RNA polymerase II. The transcript is spliced from 6 exons. Gene Ontology annotation, cellular component: CCAAT-binding factor complex.
CUUAAAAGAAAAAAGGGGAUUGGAAAAAUAUGAAGAGAUAGAGAGAGGAGAGUAGUUGGGGAGUUUCAAGGGAGGGGACAUGCCUAAGUUGUUCCCAACACAAACAUUACCAUGCUGUUUCUUCAUAUUCAAGCCUCACAAGAUCCCAUAGUAGUUGAUAUUGGAGUACGACAAAGAGUGUCUGUUUGUUGAUAAGGAUCUUCUUGGUUUUGCAUCAAAAUUCAAGACAAUUGAUGAGUUAUAUGGCUGUUCGGGUUCAAAGCUUGUCAAAGAAAAACUUUGAUGAAAGGUUUUCCAUUCUUUCGCUACCCCAUAUGUCUGUUGGUUUCCAACCAUGGUGGAACUCAAAUGAACAGAAAAUUGCACAUUCUUUACCCCAAAAUAUAAGCUUGAAAGUGGAAACUCCCUCCAAACUCCAUCAUAAUGCAAAGCAUUUAGAUCAUCAACUACCAGACCAGGAAUCGACCUCAGCUCAAGCGAUUUGUCAAUCACGUCCUGAAAUGGGUGUCACAAGAGGGUCUAAUCCUUCAUUUUAUUCAUCUGAUUUUGGACAGGAUGAAAGUUGUGGGAAGGACAUUGAAGGUCAAAUGAAGCCAAUUAACAAUCCCAACACUGUGUUCAGCCCUUCCAAUCCAAACUAUAACCUUUCAAUGGCUUCUGCUCAAUAUCCUUAUGCGGAUGUAUGCAUUGGUGGCCUAUUUACUCCAUAUGGGCAACCAGCUAUUAUUCAGGCCCAGAUGGCAGGAGGAAGUGCACCAGCACGACUUCCAUUACCACUUGAUCUUGCAGAAGAUGGCCCUGUUUAUGUCAAUGCAAAACAAUAUCAUGGGAUUCUUAGGAGAAGGCGUUAUCGUGCAAAGCUUGAAGCACAAAACAAACUUGUCAAAUCUCGAAAGCCCUACCUUCAUGAAUCUCGACAUCUUCAUGCAGUGAAUAGAGUUAGGGGAUCCGGUGGACGUUUUCUUAGCAAAAAGAAGCUCCAACAGCCUCAUCAUCCAACUUCUAACCCGAGUUCCCGUUCCAUCUCUGAUGCCAGCUGCUUAGACCGAAAGAACAGCGGAUCAGAACUUGAGAGCCAUUUGCAUGGGGGAGGCUGCAGCAGUUCAAGUACAAGCUGCUCGGACAUCUCAAGUGCGUCCAACAACAAUGGCAGUUUCCAGCUACGGAAACAUGGAUUCAUGGACAUCUCUCCUGGUGUGAGCAGCAUGUGCAAUGGACUACAAAACUGUGCUUCAGUUGGCCUGUAAGAAGGCGGGGCAACGAAGUCGGCAACUCAUCCUUGGCUUUUUGCAUUUUCUAAAAACAUUUUCUUCUUAACAAGGUUCUGCCUUAUGUUGGAAAGUGUUUGGCUUGGCUUUGAAUUUUAUUUCGAUUGAUCCUUGACUGGCAUCUUAUUUGUUCUGAGUGUUGUUUAUGUCAACUAUGUAAUGGAGAUGAUGUUGAAGCAAAUAAGUGAAUUCCAUCCUUUUUCGUUUUUUAA